UUCUUUUCUCUAUCUUUUGAAUCGAUCCGUUAACCUCUGCUUGGUUGCUGAGAAAAGUAAGGAAAAUUGUGCGAGGGCAGAAUCCGGGAACUAGGGUUUUGAUUUUGGAUUUUAGUUUAUCGCAUUUUCUCGGAAGCCAAACAGGUUUAGAUCUAUUCGACUUCGCAGUGCUAACUGACCCUGAAUGUGAAACGGCUGAAGAGAGAAUCUAAAAUUGGGUUUGAGUUUUUGUUAUUUUCCUGCAUUUUCUGGACAGGAAAACGGGUUGAUGUUUUUUGUAAUCUAUUUGAACUGAUAUUUUUAAUAUCACACGAAUUUGAAGCAGCUAAACACAGAAUUUAAAAAUCGGGUUUGAAAGUUUAUGUUCUCGUUUUCUCACACUUUCUCGGAAGCCAAAACAGGUGGAUAGGCCAGCCAUCCGAUCUAUUCGAAACGAUAGUUCUGAACUCCUUCCAAUGUGAAACUACUUAAGGGAGAAUCCAAGAAUUAGGCUGUAAAAAUUUUUGUUUUAUUUUCCUUCGUUUUCUUAUCAGCCAAACCGGUGGAUGGGUUAUUUGUUCUGUUUGAAUUGAUGACUGUUCUGAACUGACAAAUGCGAAACAGCCGCACACAGAAAAUAAGGCUUGGGGUUUUGAAUACUUUUCCUCAAUUUUCUCAGCAGCCAUACAGGAACUGAAUAGAUGGAUGGAAUCCAUGGAAACAAUGCGGGAAUCCACAGACCAGAUGGUCAGCAUCACCCUAUCCAUGUGCAGCAUUACAUGCAAGAGCAUGAUCAUGGGAUGCACCAUAUGAGCAAUGGUGGUUCUAUGGAUGAAGAUCAUGAUGAGGGCGGUAGCGGUGAGGGCAUGGAAGGGGAUGUGCAGGCUGAUCCUGGAAAUCUUGCUGAUAGUCGGGGUGCACUUACUGUUCAGCCCGGUGGCAGCGAUAAUCAGAAUCAGCUCACUCUCUCUUUCCAGGGUCAGGUUUAUGUAUUUGACUCUGUGUCACCGGAAAAGGUCCAAGCUGUUCUUCUGUUAUUGGGUGGCCGUGAAGUACCUCCAACCAUGCCUGCUUUGUCAAUAGCCGGUCAUAAUAGGGAACUACCUGGUACUCCACAACGGUACAAUGUCCCUCAUAGAUUGGCCUCACUGAUUAGAUUCCGAGAAAAGCGUAAAGAACGUAAUUUUGACAAGAAAAUUCGCUAUACGGUCCGUAAAGAGGUAGCACUUAGGAUGCAACGGAAUAAAGGUCAAUUUACAUCUUCAAAGUCCAAUCAUGAUGAUUCUGCAUCAACGACACCAGGCUGGGAGUCAAGCUGGGGUAUGGCUGGCAAUGGACCCAUAAAUCAAGAGAUUGUGUGUCGCCACUGUGGCAUCAGUGAGAAAUCUACUCCAAUGAUGCGUCGUGGACCGGAAGGGCCAAGGACACUUUGCAAUGCAUGUGGACUUAUGUGGGCAAACAAGGGUACCCUCAGGGACCUCUCAAAGGCAGCACCAGAGGCUGGACAAAGUCCUUCCUUGAACCAGACUGGAGAAAACGGAAAUUUUGAGACAGAUCAAAUGGUUCUUGGAAUGGCAGAAAAUGUUAGUGAUCAAGCGUGAUUGCCAUUUUGCUAUCAUGAACUAUAUUGAGAAGUCUGUAGGCUGAGUAAUUGGGGAUUUUCUAUGUUAUCCCCCUUUUAGAAAAGAUAGCAUCAUAAACUUUUUCUGACAUGAGACUUUUGCGCUUGGAUUGACUUUAUACUUUGCAUUAGGUUCUUGUUUUUCUCUCCUUUGACAAAUAGUGCACAACAGACCCCAUCCCCUGCUGCUGUACUUAGGUUUGGAAUAAUUUCAUACCUGUAAACUUUCUAUUUGAACUGUCUGAUACAUGGUUGCAGUUGACAAUGUCCAUAAGACUUCACUGAUAAAAA
Molecule: messenger RNA, 1891 nt
Organism: Vitis vinifera (wine grape)
Lineage: Eukaryota; Viridiplantae; Streptophyta; Magnoliopsida; Vitales; Vitaceae
Product: GATA transcription factor 24
Exons: 8
Coding region: 681-1580 (299 amino acids)
Biological process (GO): regulation of DNA-templated transcription
Molecular function (GO): sequence-specific DNA binding; zinc ion binding; protein binding
Source: RefSeq, a predicted model, not a curated record